GCGGAGGGGCCGGGACCCUGGGCUGCCGAUGCUCCAGCUCUGCAAGGUCACGGCCUCCCUGUUCCUCGGCACGGCCAGGGCAGCCUGCGACGAGGAGCUGCUGUCGCGGGAGGGGGUCACCUUCUGCAUCAAUGUCACCAGGCAGCAGCCGUUCCCCGGCCUCCCGCGGGUGCGCGGAAUUCGCGUGCCCGUGUUCGACGACCCGGCCGAGGACCUGUACCGGUACUUCGAGCCGUGCGGCGCCGCUAUCGAGGAGGCCGUGCGGGGCGGGGGGAAGUGCCUGGUGUACUGCAAGAACGGCCGCAGCCGGUCGGCUGCCAUUUGCACGGCUUAUCUGAUGAGGCACCGGCGGCUCCCGCUCAAGGACGCGUUUGAGGCUGUGAAGACUGCCAGACCUGUAGCAGAACCCAACGCAGGAUUUUGGUCUCAGCUGCAGAGAUAUGAAGAAGAUUUGCAGAUACUAAAGCAGCCAGGUCCACUGAGCAAAGGACUUAAAACUAGCAAUGUGUGAAGAUGCUUUAAACAGAGUGAAGUUUCUACAGAUCUAAAAAAAAAAAAAAAAAGAAAAAGGAAAAAAAAUCCCUUCCUGAAUCACUUCUACAUAAAAUGCCUGAUGGUUCAUUAAACAAAGCAGAGGAAGGCAUGGAAUCUUCAGCAGUUAUUUUCCCCUGAAUGACACUGAAUAUGAUAACGAUGUACUGAAUGAGUGAAGGAGUUACCACACAGCAGUUUUACUCUUGGUUGUUAAUUAAAUUUCCCAGUGAUGCCACUGGAAGACCUGAUGCCAGACUAAGGAAGUUCUGAAUUCCUGUCUCACCUGUUGGAUAUUAAGUCGUAAUUCAAGUUCAUGAGCUGACACAACUUUUGGUUGGAAACCAACACUGGUUGAUGCUUAGUCUGCCAUUUUCCUUCCGUUCAACUAGACCAAAGCACCUUCAUAAAAUUACCUAAAAAUCCAGAGGACAGAAUGUACAGAUGAUGGCAAGGAGUUCAGCUCCCAGCAUGCAAGUUAAGUGCCUUUUUAGCUUUUGAAAUUAUUCUCUAAAACACCAAAGGAAUGAUUUAAAAAACAACAGUUGAUAGUGGGGGGAAGAAGAUGACACUGGCAAUUUAGAAGUAAUCCUCACUCUUUUUAGCUUUACUUACUAAGUCUAACAAGAUCUGCCAGUGCUCAACACAUGCCUUAAUGUGCCAGUUUAGAAGUCAGUUGUACCUGCAUCCAAGCAACAUGGCUAAAUCUGCUAAGACUGCUUGCUGGUUGCUCUCUGAAAUUAUCUAUUGAGACAUCAAGAAAACUGCAUGAAACUUCUAAAUCAGACUAUUAUAUGUUUAUCGUAAGACAUUAGAACUAAACACCAAGGUAUUUUGUCAAACUGUGUGAAUACAUCUGUAAUUUAAAAUGGACAAGUUAUGAAACCUAUGAACCUGAAGGGUGAAAUUCCAUUUCAUGUUGCUUAAAGCAUAAAUAUAAAAUAAAAUUAGCUUAUCACCA
Molecule: messenger RNA, 1492 nt
Organism: Lepidothrix coronata (blue-crowned manakin)
Lineage: Eukaryota; Metazoa; Chordata; Aves; Passeriformes; Pipridae
Gene: DUSP28
Product: dual specificity phosphatase 28
Exons: 2
Coding region: 29-511 (160 amino acids)
Biological process (GO): protein dephosphorylation
Cellular component (GO): cytoplasm
Molecular function (GO): MAP kinase tyrosine/serine/threonine phosphatase activity
Source: RefSeq, a predicted model, not a curated record